Molecule: messenger RNA, 348 nt
Organism: Perkinsus marinus ATCC 50983
Lineage: Eukaryota; Perkinsozoa; Perkinsida; Perkinsidae
Exons: 3
Coding region: 1-348 (115 amino acids)
Source: RefSeq, a predicted model, not a curated record
AUGGAGGAUAUGAUGCCAAUAAUUGAUGAACGAUCGGAGACGUUGGAGAAGAAUUUGGAUGAUGCCUGGGAGGAGCUCAAACGUUCUUCUGAGAAGGUGGCCUUUCCUCUUAUCGAUCGACUUGAGGCGGAGCUGGCUCGUGUGGCACGAGAGAUUAAGGCCAAGCCCGGCCCUUCGGAGAUUUAUGCACUGAGUGAGUUGCGAGCAAAGGCCAUGGGGGGCGCAGGGCAGCCGGAGCAUGGUGAGGAGGGUGGAAGUCAGGGAGAGAAUACAGCGGAUGAGGGAGAUGUGAUGGAAGACGAGGCUGGUGAGAAUCCUGAUGACGAAGAUGAGGAGGCGGAAGACUGA